Molecule: messenger RNA, 2187 nt
Organism: Dissoconium aciculare CBS 342.82
Lineage: Eukaryota; Fungi; Ascomycota; Dothideomycetes; Mycosphaerellales; Dissoconiaceae
Product: acid protease
Exons: 1
Coding region: 272-1705 (477 amino acids)
Biological process (GO): proteolysis
Molecular function (GO): aspartic-type endopeptidase activity
Source: RefSeq, a predicted model, not a curated record
GCUAAGAGGAAUCAAGGCCGAGAUGGAGCGAUGCGAGCGUAUCGCAUGGCAAACCGCGGCGAUCUGUUACUGCAGUGAUGCCGUGGUCGUGCUUUGUACGCGAAUGUAUAUCACAUUUCCUAUAGCCACCCACCUAUGCUCUACAUCCCUGCGUAAUCUGUCUCCUCGAUCCGUUCCAAUCCUGUUCCCUCGUUACUGCUCUUCCACUCGCAUCUCUCUUUGCGCACGAGCUUGGUCACAUUCGCAUUCACGCCCAUAAAACGCCAGCACGAUGCGGGCUUUCUACUGUGCCGCCAUCGCUGCAAGUCUUCUCGGCGCCAAUGUCGUGGCGAGUGUGAGCGAGCGCGACAGCAGCAGCAGCAGCGAUUCUCCGCGUGUUGUUCAGCAUACCAUCCAGCGGAAACCAGUCGUCAACCCGAUCGAGCAGGAUCGCAAACGUCUGGCGCGACGACAAUCAACAGUCAACGUACCUUUGACGAAUGAGGAGACUCUAUACUUCAUGAAUGCGUCCAUUGGUACACCUCCACAGAACUUUCAAUUACAUCUUGAUACUGGUAGUAGCGACCUGUGGGUGAACGUCCGCACAAGUUCAUUCUGCCAGUUAAAUGCGGCCGCUUGCGCGCAGAGUGGCUUCUACAACGCCAAUUCCUCCUCGACCUACAAGUAUAUCAACAGCCGCUUCACGAUCAAGUACAAGGACGGCUCGGGCUCAUCAGGCGACUAUGUUUCCGACACUGUUGCUUUCGGUUCAGCCACUCUCCAAAAUCAACAAUUCGGUAUUGGCUAUCGAUCGAGCGCGGCUCAAAGUAUUCUGGGUAUUGGCUAUCCUGCUUUGGAAGUCGCCUCCUCAUAUUACGGCGGAAAACCCUAUCCCAACAUUCCUCAAAACCUGGCAGACGAGGGCAUCAUUGCUACCAAUGCCUACAGCCUGUGGCUCAAUGACCUCGACGCGAACCUCGGAUCCAUCCUCUUUGGCGGUGUCGAUAGAGCUAAAUACAUGGGAGAGCUGCAGACGCUUCCCAUCAUCAAAACUCAAGGUGAAUAUCUCGAAUUCACCAUCGCUCUGACUGCUUUGGGUGCCAAUGGCAAGACCGGAGCUAUCGUCAACAAUAUCGCCGUGCCGGUCUUGCUCGAUUCGGGCACCAGCUUGACCUAUCUCCCGAGCAACCUCGCAUCGGCCAUUUUCUCCACCGUCGGCGGCACCUCCAGCUCUCGAGGAAUUCAAGUAGUCGAUUGCCGACUCGGAAACUCGGACGCCACCAUCGACUUCACCUUCUCCGGCGUGACCAUCAAGGUACCCUUGAAUGAGCUCGUCUUCGUCAACAAUUACGACCGCCGCGGACAGCCCGUCUGCGUGCUUGGCAUCCUCUCUGGGGACGGUACUGCCAUCCUUGGCGACACCUUCCUCCGUUCCGCAUACGUCGUCUACGACCUCGAGCGUAAUCAGAUCUCCAUCGCCCAGACCAACUUCAACGCCACAAGCACCAAUAUCCAAGAGAUCAGUGCCAACGGCGGAAUCCCUGGCGCCACCACCGUGCCCAAUGCCGUCGCCACUGGUUCAGCCAGCGGCGGCACCGGUCGUAUUGACGGCAACCCGGACGUCACCAUCACCAUCACUGGAGCUGCCCAGCCAACUGCUGCACCGGUGUACAACAUGGCUUUGGUAGGUGCUCUAGCCGGUGGGUUGCUUAUGGCCGCUAUUUGAGAUGGGACGCACAGAAGAAGACGGUGGAGAAAUUUGCAUCGCUUUGUGGAAAGUUACACUCCUGAUACCCCAUCUUGCAUGAUUACACGAAUUACUGGUUGUGGACAAAGCAGAGGAAGAUUUUAUGCAUGUGCAUUUUUCGUUUUAUGAUAAAUCUGCAGGAUGGCGACGGCGAGAGCCGCGCAGUGGGCAUCGCUGCUUGCGUUAGAUAGAUGAACAUGAUAGAAAUGAAUUUCAUGAAUUUGUGCUAUUAUGUCCCUGACUAUCAUGUUUCAUCAUACCCGACAUAAGCGACACUUGAGAGCUCAAUGAGACAUGCGCUUACGUCUAUUUGAGGGAAACAAAUUGACCCUCAUAGUAAGCGCUCCUUUACGGAUCCCACUACUUAUCUUGAUCAACAAGUAGAUCGAUUCUGAUCGUGGCGGACGUUCGUUCAAAGAAAACGAACAACAGCUCUACGAAGCCGAGACAAACAAAAUACC